AUGGUGUGGACAAAAGAAUAUCUAGAUGUGGUGCUGGUUCCAUCAGGCCUUCUCUUCCUGGGAAUAUAUCAUCUCUAUCUCAUAUAUAGAAUUAUCAUCUACCCAGAUUUAACUGUCAUAGGAUAUGAAAAUGGCAUCAGAAAGAUUUGGGUACACAAGAUGAUGCAGGAGAUCCCCAGAAAUACAAAAGAUGCACUUCAAGUAAUCUCAAGCAACAUAUCAGCUUCUACAUUCAUGGCAGGCCUGUCCAUAACACUGAGUUCAUUGAUAGGCACCAUUGUGGGCAGCAGCACAACAAGCAGUCAAUCCAAGUUACUGGCCAAUCACAUAAUCUAUGGAGAUAGAAGCAGUUCAACUAGCUCUGUCAAAUAUGCAACCCUACUGAUCUGUUUUCUGAUAGCCUUCAUAUCUCAAGUACAGUGUAUUCGUUAUUAUGUUCAAGUGAACUUUCUGAUCAGCACUCCAGGUUCCAGUGUGCCUGCACAUUAUGUAGAGCAUGCUGUAAUCAGAGGGAGUAAUUUCUGGUCACUGGGAGUGAGGGCAUAUUAUUUUGCAUUUCCUCUGCUGUUAUGGGUAUUUGGUCCCAUACCCAUGUUUAGUUGCUGCUUGGGAAUGGUGUGUUUUUUGUAUUUUAUUGAUACCAAGGAUAAUCCCAUCUCACCAUUUGGGAGUAAGGAGGAGCAGAAAAGAGUGAUACAGAAAAGUGUGUUACAGAAUGAGCCCAAGCAUACAAUCAAGGAAGGUCCGGUGAUCGAAUCACACCCCAAACUUGGCAGUCAGAUGAGGAGAGAAAUAGAAUCGCCACAACAGGUGUAA
Molecule: messenger RNA, 816 nt
Organism: Cryptomeria japonica (Japanese cedar)
Lineage: Eukaryota; Viridiplantae; Streptophyta; Pinopsida; Cupressales; Cupressaceae
Exons: 2
Coding region: 1-816 (271 amino acids)
Source: RefSeq, a predicted model, not a curated record